UGGUGAAAACAUGAACUCCAAGAUGGCGUCGUUAUUUCUAAAUAUGUUAAUUAUUUUUAAAUAUUGCAUAUAAUCAUGAAACUUUUAUAAAAUAUGAGAACCCUCAACGUAAUGCCGAAGUGAAUAAUCGACACUCUCAGCCAAUCAAACCUUGCGUAACAUCGGCGUUCUGGGGAAGUGGAAAAAUCUUUGAAAUUUCAUACCCCUGUGCUAAUACAUUAACGAUAAUUCAUUACGGUGAUUUAUUUCUCAAUUCAUGCGAAGUAAUACGAUACACUAACGGAGGAGGCUACACGAUACAUGAAGUAGUUGUAGGAUUUUCAGUGAUCGGCAGUAUUUUAUCGACUUCAAGGCAGUAUUAUAGAAAACCAUUAUAUUGAAUUCCAAAGCUAUAAUUGCUACUACUGGAAUACUGGAACAGAUUCGAUCGAUUUAUAGAAGCCAUUUAUAGAACUUCCUUGCUCGCGUCAAUGGAGGUUACACACAAGUUACAAAUUAUCACCCUCGCUUUUGCCUUGUCAUCACUUUCGGACAUUGUGAUGGGACAAGAUUUCACAGAAGCCCGUAAAGCUGUUAUGGGCGCUUUGCCUAACAUAAACUACGAGACAUUUUGCAGUGAAAAAUCCGCAGGGGGUGAUAAACUUGCUUGUCGAAUAAAAUCUGUACCAACAGUUGGGUUUUUAGUUUGCAAAAUGCCGGAGAUAGAAGAGGUGGCGUGUAAAGUCAUUAUUGAUCAAGAAUUGAAAAACCUUAAAGAAGUCCAAGCUGGUGGUGUUAAAACCGUUAAGGUGUCUCCGCCCUCUAUCUCAAAGGCCACUUGCGGAGUAGCGAAAACCGACAACUGUACUGGGUUUUUAGAGGGAUGGAUAUCUAAAGAGGUGGGACAAUUCCAACAUCUUCGUGAUCGUAUCGAUGCCAAAGAAAUAAACAAAACGAUAACUGAUGUACGAAAAUACACGACAGGUUCGCUAAACGUUACCGUCGCAGAUCUCACUUCUAUUAAAAAGUUCAUGGAAGUUAACCCGACACAAAACAAGUACAGACAAAUUUGUGACUUGCAAGGAUUUUUCUUAAAGGAAGGCGGUUUUCUUGUCAAUGAUGUCCCAAGUGUUAAAGACUUGGGAAAAAGCGAUCGAUGUUUUGAUGAAGAGCCAACAACCGCUGAGGUCCUUGACGCUUUGGAUAAAAUGAUUGAUGCUUUUAACGAGGAUCACGGGACACGCUCUAAUGCGGUUUCUAUUAUGUCCGUUUGCCGCGGGUCCUUCAUCUGUUUGGGUUUAUUAUUUUCACUACUUCUAUCGCUAUUCUUGACUGAUAAAAACUGUCUCGAUUAAAACCUCUAGAUAUGGUAUCAAAUUUGAUAGUUAAAUAGUAGCGUUCGUAUUACUCGCUAUAAAUAUGUUUUAGGCUUUAGCUUUCUUUUAGAAUAGAUAUUUCUUUAUUUUGUAUUCAACGGGUUUUUUUUUCAGCAAGCGACGUCAUGAGCCGUCUUUAAACUUCGGGCCUUACAGAAUUCGGCAGGAGCUUGACAAGAAAAUCUAGGACUAUAAUCUGUAAGUCUUCAUAUCAAAGUUUAUAUCAAGGUUGUGUAAGUAGGCAAAGUUGUUAAUCGUAUUUGCCUCGUACCCAGUCGCUUCAAUACUAAAAUAUAUAGAGGUCAAUAACUGAAUGCAACGUUAUAUAUUUUAAAUUGCAAAUGAUAAUUAUGAAAUAUACGGCGGGAUAUGACCGUUAGGCGCGUUACUCUUCCACCUCACCUCUUCACUAUCUUUAUGAUAUAUACUUAAAUUCAAUGUUGUAAUUUCUAAGAAAAAUUACUCAAGACUCAAGUUGAGCAAGCAA
Dendronephthya gigantea is the source of this 1842-nucleotide messenger RNA. RefSeq lists its product as uncharacterized. Lineage: Eukaryota; Metazoa; Cnidaria; Anthozoa; Malacalcyonacea; Nephtheidae. The coding region runs from base 471 to 1334 and encodes 287 amino acids. The record is from RefSeq and is a predicted model, not a curated record. The transcript has 3 exons.